GAACCUCGAACCUCAAGACAUCAAGAAUAUGUAUUUGAACGCAUGUCAUGGAAAUGUGGCAGAUCAAAUGGGAUGAGCUGGAGUCUAGAUCUGUUAUAAGUCCAAUACUCUAGCACUUCAUUUGGCCGUAGAGGCGGUAGCGCACGGCUGUGUCUUGCCUGUUCUUGUCAUUCGCGACCUUUCAGAGUCAAUGACGUUCACCACUAUUUUACAACCUUUUAAGAUUUCAACUUCUACUUCUACUCCAUUUCAUGUUCAACGUCUACUUAUUUUCAAAUGCAAUUUAUCCAGCUUGAAUAUUAUCACGCGUAGAUGUCCAUAUACCUUCAAUUACUAUGGCCAAUCGAAAGAAGAAGAAUGUUGUGAUCGUUGGAGCAGGUGCAGCGGGGAUGUCCUGCGCGGCAACUCUUGCCCAGCACCCAAAUGACUUCCAAGUUACAAUCAUUGAACGAAUGGCUGUGACGGGAGGUCAAGCAACGUCCAUUUCGCUCGAUAAAUCCAAGUACGGGACCGACUGGAUGAACGAUGGUGUUCAAGGAGGCUCACCUAUCUUCAAGCAUACUUUCAAUUUCUUCAAGAAGUACGGCCAUGAGCCUCAAGAAGUGAAGUUGCAGGUGUCGUUUGGCAAAGGCCCAGACGGAUUUUGGACUAAUUGCUUUCCGAGUAAAUUGGUCAAUCAAUUCUCUGGCGACAUUAAGAAGUUUGGGAAAGUUCUCAAACUUAUCAAAUGGACCAUGCCAGUACUAGGGUUAGUCCCAAUCCGCAUUAUGCUUCGAAUGUUCUUUUUCAGCAAAGACUUUGGGGACAAGAUGGUGUAUCCGUUGAUCGCUCUCUUCUUGGGGACCGGUAAUCAGACAGCCAAUGUAGCCUGCGCUAUUUUGGAACGACUAUUCGAUGACCAGAAUAUGAAGUUGUGGGACUAUGAUGAAUCAACGCUUCUUCCGAAUCUGCCAACCAUGGUUACGUUCCCCAAGCUCCAUGAUUUCUAUGAGGAUUGGAGAAAGGAUCUCGAAUCAAAGGGUGUGGAUAUUCGUCUCCAGACAGACGUAACAGAAAUCUUGCAACGUUCUGAUAAAGGCGUUGUACUUCAGAUACGUCCGUUUGACCCCGAUGCAAAGGAUAGGAGGGUUACGCAUACAGGCCCUUCAUCGAAGACUGAAACUUUUGAUGAAUUGGUUAUGUGUGUCUUGGCCGACGACGCACUCAAGAUUUUGGGCCGAAUAGCAAGUUCGAAAGAAAAGUUCGUCCUGGGGGGUGCUAAGUUCUACGACGACAUUACGAUCACACAUUCCGAUAGCCGGUAUUUCCAAAAGCACUAUGAGACCAAGUUCGACCCUUCUCUGUGCGCCGAGCCAAGCUCAAAAGCCCAGGCAGACCAGAUUGCCUUUGCCAAGGGUGAACAACGAGGAUCAGACGACGAGCCAAGCGGUUACAGGCCGAUGUAUUACACGAAAUCAUAUGCUCAAGAUCCGAAAAAGAUCGAAAUGUCGUUCGAUUGUACCAACUACCAACACCAAUUUCGCAUGGACCAUGAUGCCGAGACAGCUCCGAUUCCACAUGAUCGUCAUGUAUUCCAAAGCAUCUUUCUUGACAAGCGAAACCAAGAUCUAUGGACCAUCAACGAGAUUGACGAAAAUAAGGUGAUAGAGAGAAAAUGGUGGCACCAGCUUGGCCAUCGAUGGCAGCAUUAUGUGAGGGUUGUUCCUGGGAUGAUGUUCAUCAAUGGGAAUAAUCAUACUCUAUUUGCUGGAUCUUGGACCUUAGUGAACAUGCACGAAUUGGCGUGCGUCAGUGGUAUUUCCGCGGCCUACAUACUUGGGGCCAACUAUGUAAAAUUUGAUGAUUUCGCAGAGGAUUUUUUCAGUAAAUACUUAUUGAUCUCUCACGGCAUGAGAUACUCAUCUGAACAGAAGAGAAGGAAGGAAAAACGAAAUUGAUUAAUGUUUGGUGCUACGCUGGACUAUAUGCCACUUGUAAAACACAACACAACACAAAUUGAACUGUAGAUAGUAAGGGAACUUACUCCGCAUGGCUUGUAUUUGCUAGCGAAGAAGCCUUUCAUUCAAGAGUAUCAAUCGUCCGAAUCCGCAUAGUCCGGGU
This is a messenger RNA of Mollisia scopiformis, 2100 nucleotides long. Its product is annotated as flavin-containing amine oxidasedehydrogenase-like protein. The record is from RefSeq and is a predicted model, not a curated record. The coding region runs from base 336 to 1937 and encodes 533 amino acids. Lineage: Eukaryota; Fungi; Ascomycota; Leotiomycetes; Helotiales; Mollisiaceae. The transcript is spliced from 9 exons. Gene Ontology annotation, molecular function: oxidoreductase activity.